Messenger RNA from Colletotrichum phormii, 1098 nucleotides. RefSeq names its product metalloprotease MEP1. The record is from RefSeq and is a predicted model, not a curated record. Lineage: Eukaryota; Fungi; Ascomycota; Sordariomycetes; Glomerellales; Glomerellaceae. Gene Ontology annotation, molecular function: metallopeptidase activity. The coding region runs from base 235 to 1098 and encodes 287 amino acids. The transcript is spliced from 3 exons.
AUCAUUUGAGCUUGUCCGCCAAGCUUCCAAGGCCUCGUGUUCCACGAUGGGGAAUCUCCAGUGCUGAACAUCUUAUCUUGGCUCUGUUGCCGUCCAUCCCCUUUUGCUAAGAACAUUCUAUGUAUAAGUAGUCAAAGUAGGUAGCGAUGGCAUGUCUGGGGAAUCGUGAAGGUCUUCUGAGGGUGUAGCUCCUUUAUACAAAACCACAUCGCCAAUCUCGUCCGAGCUUCCGAUAUGAUGAUGUCGCGUGCCGCCGCAGCGCUGCUGCUUUCGUUUGGAGUCUCGUCGGUUCUUGGAUCGCUCCGUUGCUUCAACGACGAUUUGGUCGCCGUCGAGACCCCCGUCAUCGCGCUCCCUGCCUACGCCAAGCGCCAGGAGUCCAAGCCGGUCGACGUGUACUUUCACGUCACCAGCACCGUAGCCAACAAGGACAGAAUCACCGACGCAGUCGUCGAUGCCCAGUUCGAGGUCCUGCACUCGACCUACCUCAAGCACGGCUUCUCACUAACCCUCGUCAACGUCUCCCGCAUCGUAGACGACGUCCUCGGCAAAGGCUUCUACGAAGACUCCGGCAUCGGCAUCCCCGACUUCGAAGGCUACGUCGCCUGGCGCACCGCCACGCGCCGCGGCGGCUACGACGCGCUCAACGUCUACUUCUUCUCGGACCUGGGCGCCAGCCUCGGCGGGCAGUGCGCGCUCGCUGGCGUCGUGCAGGAGGGCAGCCAGCAGUUUUAUACUGAUGGGUGCUGGGUCAACGGCGACUCCAUGCCCGGCAUGACGCCCCGUAGCGGCAACGACACGGUACCGCGGAAGGGGCAUGUUGCUGUCCAUGAGGUUGGGCACUGGUUUGGGCUGCUUCAUACGUUCAAUGGAAGGUUCUGUGAGGAGAUUAAUGACCAGGUUGCGGAUACGCCUGCGCAGGCUGGUGGGAGUUCGGGGUGUCCUGUGGGGAGGGACUCGUGCCCUGAUUCGCCUGGGUUGGAUCCUAUUCACAACUUUAUGGACUACUCUGAUGAUACUUGCACGACUGAGUUUACUCCUGGGCAGGAGGAGCGCAUGCACCAGCAGUUUGAUGUGUACAGGAGAUGGCAAGGCUAG